AUCAGAUCCUGGAGGGGUUCCACCGAUGUGGGCGUAUCGAACAUCUGAUGGUGGGGGGACAGACAGGGGCUGACUUGGAGAGGGUCGCGGAAGUCAGGAGGAUGUGUCGACACAAGUAUAUAGAGAUGGAGCCAGGUGACGCCCUCUUCUUCCACUGCAACCUCCUGCACAGCAGCGGCAUCAACAACAGCUCCAUGAGACGGUCGGUCCUCAUCUGUGCCUUCAACAAGGCCACCAACAACCCGGUCUAUGAACAUGAAUACCCGCAGUAUACUAAACUAAACAAGGUUCCAAACAGCGCCAUCAUUGACUGCAACAACAACUUCACAGACGUUACGGGGAAAAGCUUUGUUGACCUCCGAAAGGACAAAACUGUCAAAGUUGCAGUGCAGUAGAGGGUCAGGGUCAAGGUCACGUCGACGUUCGAGAUACCUUGUAGUAAUCGACUGAGAAGGUCGUUUCAAAACUAAUUGUUUGCAACGAAUAAUUAUUGUGUAUAAAAAUGAACAUUCUUGGACAAGUGACAGUUACACUCUGUUGCAACUUGUAUUAUAUGCAGAUCUAAAUAAUAAUAAUAUAAUAAUAAUAGAACACUUGUAAUAUAUCCGCUCACAGCGCACAGAGAGAAGAGAGUUGAGAGAAGAGAUAGGUCUUAAGUGACCUAAAAAGAGUCAAGUCUCUCCGGUUUUGUGGCAGGCUGUCCCAUAGGAUUGAUGCUGCAUAAGUAAAAGUCAUUUUUCCAUGUUGUGGUGUUCUUAUUUUCUUACUUAAAUCAAGUUUCAUAGAUCAUGCAAUCGAGAGAGGUACAGGUGUCCAAUAAAAUUAUUAUUUUUA
Messenger RNA from Haliotis rubra (blacklip abalone), 834 nucleotides. RefSeq lists its product as uncharacterized. The transcript has 3 exons. Bases 48 to 395 code for a protein of 115 amino acids. The record is from RefSeq and is a predicted model, not a curated record. NCBI's taxonomy places the organism in Eukaryota, Metazoa, Mollusca, Gastropoda, Lepetellida, Haliotidae.